AUGACGCCACCAACGCAGGGCGUUUCGCCCAAAGUUCAGCCAAACACGUGUUUGGAACUCGCGCUCGAAGGGGAGCGAUUGUGUAAAAGUGGAGACUUCCCGGCUGGCGUCGCGUUCCUCGAGGCGGCGGUCCAGAUCGGCACCGAUGAUGGCCGCGUGCUGAGUGCCAUAUAUUCUCAGCUGGGCAAUGCUUAUUUCUAUCUCGCGGACUACGAGAAAGCCUUGAGAUUCCACGAGUUGGACUUGAAAAUCGUCAAGGUCCAAGGCGAUAUUUUGGGCGAGGCCAAGGCCAGCGGAAACCUGGGCAACACAUUGAAAAUGCUGGGACGUUUCGAGGAAGCCAUCCAGUUUUGUGAAGCGCAUCUCCUGAUCUCAAAAAGGGAGAACGACAAGAUCGGAGAGGGUCGCGCCUACUACAACCUCGGCAACGUUUACCACUCACAAGGCAAGCAGUUAGCAAAAGAAACGAGGCAAGAGCCAGGGGACUACCCGCUCGAAAUUCGAGUUUGCCUCCACAAGGCGGUCGAAUGCUAUGAGCGGAACCUCGAUCUCAUGCUGAGACUCUCCGAUCGUGUGGCACAAGGUCGCGCCUACGGAAACCUCGGCAACACACAUUAUCUCCUGGGGAACUUCCGCAAAGCGAUCACAUUCCAUGAGCAGAGAUUGAAGUUCGCCACUGAGUUCCGUGACCGCGCUGCAGAACGUCGUGCGUAUUCGAACCUCGGCAAUUGCCACGUGUUCCUCGGAGAGUUCGAUCGAGCGGCCGAGUAUUACAGAAGAACCUUGGAGCUCGCCCAACAAUUGAAUGACCGUGCUGUGGAAGCCCAGGCCUGCUACUCGUUGGGAAACAUAUACACUCUGAUCGGCGACUUGAACACGGCACUCGACUUCCAUAGGAAGCAUUUGGGAAUCGCAAAGGAACUCAAGGAUCGCAUCGGAGAGCGUCAAGCUUACCUAUCACUCUCGAAUUGCCACCAGGGUCUCGGAGAGUUGGAGAAAGCUCUCAGCUUUGCCAAUCAACAUCUGGAGCUCACGAGAGAAACCGGAGACGUUGAUGGGGAAAGUACAGCGAUUCAAGCAGUAGAAGAAAUCUCGGCAAGACUCGGCACGCCUGUGAAACCGCCCCAGAAAUUACGUCGAAGAUCCAUGGAGAACAUGGAUCUCGUGAAGAUGACACCGGAGUCCGCCUCCAGCGAUGAGAAGAAGGAAAACAGAAAGUCUAGUCUCAAGAAGCGCAUCUUCGGCCACAAAGACGAUUUCCGUCUAGAGCCGGGGACGAGUCGGCCCGAAGUCACUCUUGAAGAAAAGGAUAACUUUCUGGAAAUGCUCGGCGAGUUCCAAGCAGACCGGAUGGAAGAUCAACGCUGCAGUAUUGCAAUUUCACAAUCGAGGAAAGAUUCCGUUGGUCCGCGUGCUGGUCCGCCUCCGGCAUCCGCCAAGAGAAGUGCUCUUCGCAACAGAUCGGUUUCGAUGGACACGCAAGGCCUCAACGCGACCGCAAGCCAAGCGUCAACCCGCCCGCGGAACUCUCUGAACGGCGUUUCAGGACCCGCAGAGAUUCGAGAGGACUUACUCGAUCUGAUUGAGGGUAUGCAAAGUCGACGCAUGGACGAACAGAGGACGAGUCUGCCUUCGUUGCCUGGUCUUUCGAAUCCUGGUACAAAUAACAACAACAAUACAAGCACCGCCAACAACAACAAUUCGCAGGUUGCUCCAAACAGAAUGCAGGUAGCUGGCGAAGCUUUUUUCGAGAACCUCGCAAGGUGCCAGAGCACUCGCUUGGAGGGACAGCGACCCCGACUACCAGAACACGCGGAUAAUCUCUCAAUGGGAUCAGUCGACUCAUCUGGACGUUUGGGAGCUGCCGGUGAAUCUAGCGGAGAGGCGAGAAGCGCUCCGACGGUUCCGGACGACGACUUCUUGAAUCUCAUCAUGAGAGUUCAAGGCAAUCGCAUGGAAGAUCAGCGAACGGCUCUGCAGCCGAUACCCAACCGAGAGGAGAAAACUUAUGUCGACUCGGCUGGCAACAGCGUCACUGGUUCCAGCCGCAGGGGCAGUCGAAGGAGUGUCAAGGACGGAGACGACUCGGAGAAAAGUUCCAAGAGCGGAUCGACUCGCAACAAGAUGGGCAUCAAGGGCGGACUCAAGCAAGCGUUCAAAGGUAGAGAGGACAGGAAGCACUCGUCUAAGGAAUGUGACGACGACGAAGACGAUAUCAAUAAUGAAAACAAUGACGACGAUGACGAAGUCGAAGAUGACGAAGAAGAUGCGUCAUCGAGAGAAGCGGGGACUAGAGGUUGA
Molecule: messenger RNA, 2301 nt
Organism: Galendromus occidentalis (western predatory mite)
Lineage: Eukaryota; Metazoa; Arthropoda; Arachnida; Mesostigmata; Phytoseiidae
Product: G-protein-signaling modulator pins
Exons: 11
Coding region: 1-2301 (766 amino acids)
Biological process (GO): establishment of mitotic spindle orientation
Cellular component (GO): cell cortex
Molecular function (GO): G-protein alpha-subunit binding; GDP-dissociation inhibitor activity
Source: RefSeq, a predicted model, not a curated record